CUGCACUUCUCCCCUCCGUCUCCCACUAGAGAUUAGGGUUUUUGAAUAUGAACACCACAGUCGCUCACUGUUUGAGUUAAGUGAAUUAGGCACGCCGAGCAGAUCCAUAGAUAGAGAUGUGGAGGUAUGCAGUGACAGCAAGAGCAAGAGCAGCGUUCCUUUCGACGCAGGCGGCGGCACGGGAGCUGUCCGCAGCUCAUCCAAACCACAAGCUCUCAGAAAACCCUAGGGAUUCUGAUUCCGCUCAAGGAGAAGAGCUACCUGCUCCUGUGGGAUUUGGUGAAAAUGUUGAUUCCCAGCCGGACAAUCUUGCCCCUGGGGAUGGGGACGCGCAGGAGAAGUGUUCGGAGGGUGUUGAUGUAGAGUUGCGGAAAGGACAAGAGGUUUAUGAGAUUGAUUUGGAGCAGCUGGAGAGUGUAUUGUCUCUCCUUCAGAGCAGUGCUGAUGGGAGUCUUGAGUCUAAUUUUGAUGCUUUAAAUUUGACUCUGCAUCCUGAGUUUGUGGUUAAACUAGUCGAAACCCCGCUUGUUUUGGGUGAGAAUUUGAUUAGGUUUAUUAAAUGGGCUUUGAAGGAGAAACCCGAGUUUAGAGUCACUACUCACGUCCUCGAUGCGCUUGUACGAUCCACAUGUAGUGGCCUUGUUAGGAAGAGAGAUGUAUACUUUCUAUGGGAUUUUGUUAAGGAGAUUGGUGAGAAAGAAAAUACUUUGUUGAAUUUGGAAAUUCUCAAUGAAUUGAUAUCCUCAUUCUCAAAAUUGGGUAAAGGGAAAGCUGCUUUUGAGGUGUUCAACAAGUUUGCUGAUUUUGGAUGUGUCCCGAAUGCAGAUUCAUAUUACUUUACAAUUGAAGCACUCUGCAGGCGUUCAUUUUUUGAUUGGGCUCUGUCUGUUUGCGAGAAGAUGCUUGAUGCAGGAGUCUUGCCUGAUGGUGAGAGAGUCGGUAGGAUCAUAUCUUGGUUUUGCAAGGGCGAAAAAGCUAAAGAUGCCCAUUUGGUUUAUUCGUCAAUGAAGGUGAAGAUGCAGGACCUGCCACGCUCGCCAGUUAAUCUUUUGAUCAGUUCACUCUGUAGGGAGGAUGAAACUGUCAAUUUAGCUCUAGAGAUAUUGGGUGAUUUAUCUGGAGAAGCACGGAAAUAUGGGAUUAAGCUGUUUUCAGCUGUUGUUCAAGGAUUGUGCAGGAUAAAAGAUGUUGAUGGGGCCAAAAAGUUGCUUCUUGAGAUGACAAGGGAGGGCCCACACCCAGGAAAUGCAGUUUUCAAUUUGGUUAUCAAUGGCUAUUCUAAGGCUGGGGAUAUGGGAGAGGCAAUCGAGAUGAUGAAGCUAAUGGAGAGUAGGGGGUUGAAGCCAGAUGUGUAUACUUACACUGUUAUUAUGAGUGGUUAUGCAAAUGGGGGUCUGAUGGAGGAGGCUUGUAAAAUAUUAUCCCAAGCCAAAAACAAGCAUCCUAAACUGAGUCCUGUGACUUACCAUACAAUUAUCCGUGGAUUUUGCAAACUGGAAGAUUUUGACGAAGGUUUAAAGUUGUUGGGUGAGAUGAAACAUUUUGGGGUCCAACCUAAUGUUGAUGAGUACAAUAAGUUGAUCCAAUCUCUCUGUCUAAAGGCUUUGGAUUGGAGAACAGCAGAGAAAUUGCUUGAAGAAAUGAAGGAUAACGGGUUACAUCUCAAUGGGAUUACAAGGGGUCUUAUAAGAGCAGUCAAGGAACUACAGGAGGGGGAAAUAGAGAUUGCAGAAGCCUAAAAAGGUUAUCUGGUUUUUGGUACGCGGAUGCUACUAUGAGGACUUGCGAUAUAAAAGUGAAGCUUUGCAGUUUGUUUUGUUCGUGGUGCUUGUUAAACAUCUCUGCUUCUCAAUCAUAUAGAAAAUGAAGAUUGGAUUUUUUUUUUAUCAAUUUGUUAGUUGCCACUUGGGUAACUACAUAGCUAAGCCAGAGGCACGCCCCUGAAAAGUGGGGACUAGGUCCCCUUCCUUGCAACAUGCAAGUGUGCUCUUAUUUUCUGGGUGCCCUUUUGCUCCAUCUUGAUAUCAAUGGGGUAAAAUAGCUGCAGUCUUUGGCUUCGUUUUUACUACGAAUUUUAUACCUUUUAAUUUUUUUUCUUGUUUGGAUUUUGAUGUGAUUUAUGUUCUUAAACGCUAUUUGAAGGUUAAUGUUACUUGCUUAGAUGCAGUUAAAGCUCA
Messenger RNA from Pyrus x bretschneideri (Chinese white pear), 2177 nucleotides. RefSeq names its product pentatricopeptide repeat-containing protein At3g02650, mitochondrial. The record is from RefSeq and is a predicted model, not a curated record. The transcript has 2 exons. Gene Ontology annotation, molecular function: protein binding. Lineage: Eukaryota; Viridiplantae; Streptophyta; Magnoliopsida; Rosales; Rosaceae. The coding region runs from base 117 to 1739 and encodes 540 amino acids.